AUUUCUAUCCAAAACACAAACGACCUCACCGUCAAAACCCACGAGGAGAGACCACCGCAUCUUGAUUGGUUGCGGGUAUCGAGCAUCGGCUUCGGGGCAGAAUCGACGACGGCCAAGAACACGCGGGUCAUUUCAUGCCCAGCUCUUUAGUACCGGCAGAUCACCAUCCGGAUUUCAUGGAGUCCGAUCUCCGGCAGCGUCUACAUAAAAUAGUAACAGCGCUAUUCCCACGCCAGCUGGCCCAGCAACGCCCGCCAGCGAAUCAAGAUGCGCACGAGCCGAGGAGAACGACCGCCAGACGGAGCGGCUUUCCAAACACGGAAGCUCCCUUUCGCUCCUUGGCUUGCCCUUGGCCGGUUGUUUCUUUUUUCCUUAUCAAAACUAAAAGAUGGGGAAAUGCAUGCAAGGUCCGUGUCCUAAUCCUUGUCCACGAAUUCAUAUUUCUGUCCAGCCAUUCCAGUCCAUUAUCAUCGCAACCUUCUUGUUUGUUGUUACGAUUUGCGAAAGCCUUCAUCUUCAUUGGAAUUACCCAUCUACUCAUCCACAUCCAAGGUUUGAAGUCGUCCAUGAACAAAGCAGAAAGGGGGGUAUGCAGCGCGUUCUCUAUCAACGGUCUACCGUUGCCUACUGGUCACUUUAAAGGGCAACUCUUCAUGUUGGACUUCGGUGUACCUCGCUCCUUGAACCGACCCCUGUUUUACUUUUUGAUCCUGUGCCUGAUUCGGGUGCCCCGAUUUGACCUUAGAAGUUGGGGUUGGGAGGAGGGGGGGUUGUUAUCGCAACCCAUCCUUUCUGCCCAAGAAAGACGCACACGCAUGGCAGCAGUGUGGUUUUCUUGGAGUAGAAGUACCGCAUUUUCUCAGUCGUAACGGAAAUGCUUUGUGGAUCAUACUGGGAUUAUGAACCAAUCCAGUUGACAAGAUGCUGCAUAUGUAGCUAAGAGCAAGCUCAAAACACCUGCAUAAGGUGUGGCCUUCCCCAAAGAGGAUUUCCGUUAUGAGUGAGAAAAUGCGGUAGGUGUCAUGUGUCGGAUGUCGGCGACGAGCGAUGAAAAGACGUCUCUUUUAUCACUUAUCAGAUUAUCUGACAUUGCUUCUAGUCUGGGGUGGUGAUUUAUCCAGGUGUAGCUAGAGGUAUCUUCGGCCUCAUAUCAUACAGCGGCGGGACCUAACUAUCUGCAUUCUAGCUCUUUACUUACUGACGACUUUACGCCAACAUCAUCGCCCUUUUUCAAUGGAAGGCGACGGCGUACAGCCCGGUCCGGAC
Messenger RNA from Neurospora tetraspora, 1266 nucleotides. RefSeq lists its product as uncharacterized. The record is from RefSeq and is a predicted model, not a curated record. The coding region runs from base 135 to 869 and encodes 244 amino acids. Lineage: Eukaryota; Fungi; Ascomycota; Sordariomycetes; Sordariales; Sordariaceae. The transcript has a single exon.